Gadus macrocephalus (Pacific cod) is the source of this 6416-nucleotide messenger RNA. Its product is annotated as zinc finger protein 28-like. The coding region runs from base 121 to 1716 and encodes 531 amino acids. Gene Ontology annotation, molecular function: RNA polymerase II cis-regulatory region sequence-specific DNA binding; DNA-binding transcription factor activity. The transcript is spliced from 3 exons. NCBI's taxonomy places the organism in Eukaryota, Metazoa, Chordata, Actinopteri, Gadiformes, Gadidae. Gene Ontology annotation, biological process: regulation of transcription by RNA polymerase II. The record is from RefSeq and is a predicted model, not a curated record.
CAGAGCUUGUUGACGGAUGUAGGGCUGUACACGUGAACAACUUGGGUUGUGUGCAGUGCACGAAGUGUAGCCUCAGCUUGGAGAACAGCUGUGCCUGUGGAAGAAAGAGGAAAAGACAAAAUGGUUCGUGUCUGUGCCUUUCCUGGUUGCGGCACCAAAAUGAGACGUUACAAUCCAGAGACUUUUCACAGGCUACCUCUGCAGGAGUCUAAUUUGAGGCAGUGGCUUGCUGUGUUGCAAGUCGACGUCGAGACGCCAGUCCAAACGCUGAAAACUAAGGAUUACCGUAUCUGUAGUCGACAUUUUGAUCCGAACGACUUUUCCAUUCCUAACAAAAGGAGAUCUUGCCCUGCAAAACGCAUGCGGCUGAAGAGAAAUGCCAUUCCGAUAGCGGCGCGUCUUGCACAGGAGACUGCGCCGUGUGAGGAGAGCUGUCCCGGGAUGACCUUUGAAGUAUCAGAGUUAAACUUUGAUGAGGAAAGCAAUUGUUCAAAUGAAGAAGGAGGGGAAGCAGCAGAAGAAGAAGAAAACAUUUGUUCUAAUGAAGAAGGGGAAGAAGAAGUAGAAAGGAUUGACGACGCUGAUUCAGACUGGGAAUUGGAACUAUCUGACAAAUUAGAGAGCGAUGACUCUGACCAAUUGGAGAGUGAUGACCAUGACCAAUUGGAGAGCAAUGAUUCUGAAUUGCAUAGAAGGGUACGUCAACUUUGUCCGGAUUGCGGUGCCUUUUACUUUACGUCUAAGACUCACACAUGCGAGUAUAAAAUCAAGCCAGUUUCCUGCAACGUUUGUGGUAAGAGAUGUGUGGACAAAAGUGCCCUGAAAGCUCAUAGCAGUAUCCACAAGGAAAGCUAUGAGCACCCCUGCAAGUUCUGCAUGGUUCCCUUUAAAACAAGACUUUAUAAACUGGCCCAUGAGAAAGCUCACACCCACAAAGCAAAACCAUAUGAAUGCCCUGACUGUUCCAUGUCGUUUUCCAAGCUCCCAGCACGCAAUUUACACUUGAAAGGCCACAGGGGUCCCAAAAUACUUUCCUGCCCCCAUUGUGCUUUGGAAUUCCGGUAUCAUGGCCCUUUGGAACGACACAUGUUGGUGCACACAGGCAUGAAGGAGUAUGUGUGUGAGUUCUGCCAUCGCUCUUUCAAACAGCCGGGCCACCUUAAAUCCCACCUGCGUGUGCACACCGGGGAGAAGCCCUUCCAGUGCCAGCACUGUGACAAGAGUUUCAAUCACAACGUGAGCCUGAAGAGUCACGUUAUGAGGUACCAUAAAGAGGGAGUGUCAAAUUUUGGGCCUAUCGGACCUGUGAAACAGACCAAAAGGGCGGAAUUUCAGUCCAUGGGUAGACCCAGAGGAAGACCUAAAAGAAAUGCAGCAACUAGAGAGCAAAACUCUGUUCCUGCGGUGCGAACCACAGCUGCUGAGAUGUCAGUGAAGGGACGUUUGAGGAGAGACUCUUCCAAAGACAUUGAUGGUGAUUGGAGUGACUGGGACCGAUCCUCUGAACUGACAGAAGAGGACAAGAUGGAGGAAGUGAGGAAGAGCAAAAGGAAAUCCAGCCAUAGUUCCAAGACUUUUUCUAUUGCAGAGAAUGAUUCGGAGAGCGACUCGGACAGUCACCCUGAGGAGGAGGCUAAGAAGAGUAAAGUGGUGAAAAGUGAGAAAACAGGACGUUGUAGAGGAAGGCCGAGGACUAAACCUCUCAAUCAACAUUAAAAUCCAUUUAAUUGUUUAAAUGUGACAUAUCUAACAUACAAACACUUCUUUCGGGAACUGAGUGGGUAUAACAAAGUAGGUAUUGGUUUGGGAUUAGGGAAACUUGGAUUAAAGAAUUUUCCUAUUUUGUAUAGUGUAAAUAUUGUAUGGACAGGCAGUGGGCAGUUUUGUUUCAUCUUUGUAUUAAUAUUUGAAAUACUUUUUUGAAAUUCUAUCUAAUUACAUAUUCCCAGGAGGUGGAAUAACUGGGACUAAUGGUGAGUGUUCUUCAUGUGUAAUAUAAAACGGUAUCAUAAGGUUGCCAUUAUUAUAUUUUUGGGAUUUCAUUAGUUAGUCUGGUGACUUUGUAAGUCUCCGCCGGACAGAAUCUUUGUCUUUGAUCUGUGUUGAAUGCAAGUUUAAAUUCUGCAUCCUUUUAAGUAAUUAUUAUUGAUUGCUCCAUUAAAAUUGAGUGCUUUCCCUGAAUUGCUCUAGCCCAUUUAACGGUCCUCGUUCCCAAAAUAUCCACGUUCUUUGCAUGUCAGUCGUGAAGAGGACACACUUUUCUUAAAAGGGUGCCUGUUGAUAUCAUUCCUUUGAAAUAGCUUUCUCCGGUAAUUUCCUUUUGUGUGCUGCAAUUUGAAAUGUUUCCUAGCUCUAGCGCUUUACCCCAAUGACAGCGACGGUCGCUGGUUGUGCCAGGUUGAAGGCGGGGGAGGCAGCGCAGCAAGCUACAAGACUAGUCGCCUGCAGCGAAUGGAUCCCCUGGAUCCAGCGUGGAUCAAGCUGGCCUCAGCCAUACAUUUGCCAGCCAGCACCACAGCCCAAGGCCCCCUGCUCAGAGAGGGAGCUGGGGAAUACCGAGGGCUGUUCAGGGCCGCUUGUAGAGCUACCACUGCGGCCCAGCUGUUAGGUCUCUCUCCUCCCCGCCGGGCCAGGCACCCUAUUCCAGUUAUACCAGUUUCCGACAUUGAUAAGAUAUUUUGUACUUUCAUUUAUAACGUUAUUACUCGUAAAACAACUCAAUGAGCUGAAAUCUAAAUAAUAGGCGAUGGUGAUUUGUGCAUAUUGUUUCUGGGUUAAUAAAAAUAAUGCUCCUUCUUGGAACUUGAGACUCAUCAGGCUAUGUAUUCAAUAAUUAGUUAGCUCUUAAAUCUUUUAUUACAUUUUUUGAUUAUUUUACAUUUUGAAAGUAAUUUAAAGUUUAAAGUAAUUACAAGGUAAAUGUUACAAGAAGUACUUCGACAUUGCUGUUUGAACAUUUAAUUUAAUGUUGCCCAUGGAAAUCAUUUCAUUUUCGGUUUCAUCAACUCUGGACACAGUGAGGUGGUUGGAUAGACAUUCAACCAAUCAAAGCCACGGACCUCGUGACGCUCCGCUGAGCGACGGAAGAAUGUAAACAGGAGCAGGUUAUGGUGCAUCACAGAUAUGUCUGUGGACGAGUGGUGCCGUUUUUGCCACAAGUAUUUGAAAACACUAGGUAUCAUUGGCCACUCGACCUUGAUUUUCGGAGUAACAGGAAAGGCCAAAACCGUCUUUCAUCGCCUUGUCGAUCUGGGAUUGACUUUGAGAAAAAGUCCUGAAAGAUCCAUGCGAUCGUGUCGGAACUGUAUCACCCUACUCUCUAGAAUCGAGAGGGAUUUAGCAGUCUUCAGAAAAUGGGAAGUCCAGGAAAAACAAGCCGAUUCAAACGAAGGAGCGUCGGCCUCCACAACAACAGAUAAAGGGGAUCUGGAGACUGCUCCUUCAAAGACGUACAGGGCUCCAAAAAAGACUGCACCAUGUGAGGAGUGCUGCCCCGAGAUAACAUUUGACAUAUCAGAGUUUAUCUUUGAUGAGGAAAGCAAUUUUUCAACUGAAGGAGGGGAAGCAGAAGAAGAAAACAUUUGUUCGAAUGAAGAAGGGGAAGAUGAAGAUGAGUUUGCCGUCUUUGAAACAGGCUGGGAAAAAGAAGAUUUUGACCAAUUGGAAAGCGAUAACUAUGACCAGUUGGAAAGCGAUGGCUCAGAUUCUGUAUUGCAUGAAGGUUUACAACACCUUUGUCCAGAAUGUGGUGUCUUUGUCUCCACGUGCAGGAUUCACAUUCACACAUGCAUGGAUAGUAACAAGCCGUUUUCCUGCAAUGUUUGUGGCAAGAGCUGUCUGGACGCAAGCGCCCUGAAAGCUCACAGCAGUAUCCAUGGGGAAAGCUUGCCCUUAAAAACAAGACUUGAUCAACCUCCCCGUGAGGGAGCCCACAUACCCUGUGCAACACCACAUAAAUGCCCUGACUGUUCCUUGUCGUUUUCCAACCUCCCUGCACUUAAUUUACACGUCGAAGGUCACAGCGGCCCUAAAGUAUUUUCAUGCCCCUAUUGUACAUUGGAUCCCCUCACGGUCUCCGACACGAACAGACACGUUAUGGUGCACACUGGCAUGAAGCAGUAUGCGUGUGAUUUCUGCAGUCGCUCCUUCGACCUUCAGAGCCACCUUAAAUCCCACCUGCGUGUGCACACCGGGGAGAAGCCCUUCCAGUGCCAGCACUGUGACAAGAGCUUCAAUCACACCGUGAGCCUGAAGAGUCACCUCGUGCGGUUCCAUAAAAUAGUUUCCCUUAUGGCUAGACGCUCAGAGUCAAGCCAACCAGGGCCCUCAGGGGCCCCGGCAACAGGGGGGACAAACUCUAUUCCUGCUGUGCAAGGGAAGGCCCUGGACCCAAUUACAACAGCCGACACGUUCGAUGUGGGCUAUUUGAGGAAACCCUCUUCCAAAGACAUUGAUGGUGAUUGGAAUGACGGGGAUCGAACCUCAGAGCUUACAGAAGAAGACGAGACGGAGGCGAGCAAGGCAGUGAGGAAGAGGAAGCGGAAAGCCAGCCUUGGACCAAAGACCUAUUAUAUUGCAGAGAAGGAUUCUGAGAGUGACUCGGAUAGCAGCCCUGAGGAGGAGGAGGGUGAGAAGAGACAAGCUGUCAAAAGUGAGGAAAUAGGACGAUAUAGAGGAAGGCCUAGGUAGAAAUGUUGAAUGUUCAAACAAAAUUUAACCAGAACUGGGUGUAUGUAUUUGUUUGGGGUUGGGAUUAAGAAUAAAGGCAUUCAAAUGUAUUCCCAUUAUGUAACUAAAUUACACAUUGGAUGCUCAGUGAUUUCUACCACCAUGUCUAAUGGACGCAAGCAGCAAACAAGACCAUUGGUCUUGUUUUUACAAUUUUAUAACUGGGCAAAAUAAUUGUUUGCUGUCCAAUUAUCACCACAAUCAGAUGAAAUGAAUGGCUUAAAAGGCUUUAAGCCAUUUAUUUCAUCUGAUUGUUGCUGAGCAGAGCUUUUGCUGUCAUUGACUCCAUGUUUCUGAGAACCCACAUAAAGUUAAUACUAAAUACCCCAAAUGGGCUGCAAAGCCUUGUUUGGUCUUAUAUUGACAAAAGCGACCAUAAGACACACAUUUACAUUACAUGUUUAACACUAACAUUUGUUUGGUAACACCUGACACACAGGGUUUGAUCAACCAUUAAUUCAGCAAUUCCAUAUCAAUCAUUGUUAUAUCGGUUAGUGUUAACUAUUAAAUAAUGUUUUGAUUAAUACCGUCCUUAGUUGACCUACAUUAACAUUAACUUACUUAAGAUGACAACCAAUUGUAAACAUUACUACUAAAUUUAAAGAAAUAAUUUAGUAACUAAAUUAUUUUCAGAUACAUUUUUUUAACUGUUAACUGUUAAUUAUCUGUUUGUUAAUGAUCAUUACUGGCUUUAACUAAUGUUAAUUAAUGGUAACAUAAUGCACCCUUAUUGUGCACUGUCCAUUUUAUAUAAACUAAAAUGUCAGUCUUAACGUUGUAGUUGCUGUUUAUUAUUAAUGAAAUGUCAAUUUGUACGUAAUCAUGCCAAGCUUUGGCUGCCUUUUUCUGAUACGUUAAGUUGGGUGAAUUGAGAAAAACAUUGUUGUUGGUGGCUAUAACGAAUUAGUGCUAGGUUACACAUUAUUAAACCUUUCUUCAUACUUUUAUACAAUAUCUUUUAAAUGAAAAUUUGGUGCCAAUUUAUCGCCGUGGAUUUGCAAGGAAUUUAUGGAAGUAAUCAUUUAAAAUCGAAAUACAUGACUACAGUCAGUCAUUAUAUACAUGAUGUCAUAGUGCAUAAUUCCUCUAGGUGUCCUCCUUGUGCCACCAAUACUGAAAUAAUUGUCACGGCUUUUUUUUAUUUAUUUUUUUUACCUCUAAUGGCUCUUCUUCUAAAAUAACUCAUCGUGCCCAUUUUAUACAAUUUGGAAGGAGCAGCUGUUGUGCCCCAUUUUCCUUCAUUCCUUUUCUUAUUAUCUAACCAAAUAACACUCUGUUGUACUGCUGCUUGAGGAUGAGUGCUCAGGUAAAAGUGCUCUUUCUACCAUCUGCUUUGUCUCUAAUAUUGGGGCCACAUCAGACUUAAAAAUGUCAGUGAAUAACUGCUGAUUUGUUCUUUUUAAUAUUUCAGUUAGCACACUUUGCUAUCCCUGGUAAUUUCCCCGUAUUGCACAAAUGAAACCUUUUUAAAAAGGAGAAUAUCAUUUUAGUUACUAACUCACAAAGCAGAUUUCAUUAAUUAAGUCAGUCUACCCUGACUUGUUUGUUUUGCCAGGACAAGCAGGUCUUGUGAUUUGUUUUUAAUUGUUCAUUAUUAUUCAUAGACACGAGGGAGUUUGAUCACUACACCGCUUAUGUUUAUUCGAUAUGCAUGUAUGUAUUAUGAUUAAAACGGUCUGUCCAGAUUA